Stegastes partitus (bicolor damselfish) is the source of this 867-nucleotide messenger RNA. It is a transcript of the gene hoxb5b, whose product is annotated as homeobox B5b. Gene Ontology annotation, cellular component: nucleus. The transcript has 2 exons. Gene Ontology annotation, molecular function: RNA polymerase II cis-regulatory region sequence-specific DNA binding; DNA-binding transcription factor activity, RNA polymerase II-specific. The coding region runs from base 1 to 867 and encodes 288 amino acids. Gene Ontology annotation, biological process: regulation of transcription by RNA polymerase II; anterior/posterior pattern specification. Lineage: Eukaryota; Metazoa; Chordata; Actinopteri; Pomacentridae. The record is from RefSeq and is a predicted model, not a curated record.
AUGAGCUCUUACUUUGUAAACUCGUUCUCAGGGCGCUAUCCAAAUGGCUCCGACUAUCAGUUACUAAAUUAUGGGACUAACGGCGCUGUGAGCGGCUCCUUCAGAGACCCUGGCACCAUGCACUCCGGGUCUUUCGGCUACAACUACAAUGGCAUGGACCUAACCGUGAACCGCACCACCACCGGCGGCCACUUCGGGGCCGUGAGAGAGGAUGCCCGGGGAUUCGCGCCGGACGCCCGGUACAGACAGACGCCCAACUGCUCGCUCGCGUCUCCAGAGCCGGUGCCGCCGUCGUGCGCCACGGCCAGCCGGGAGCCGCUGGAACUAAAAAGCCCCUCUCCUCCCUCUGACCGGAGCGCGACCUCGGGCGGCAACAGCCUCAACAAAAGCAACAACGCUCAUUUCACGGAGAUAGAGGACGCCACCGUCGCCUCCGAGACCGAGGAAGGCGCACACAGCAGCGGCGGCUCCAGCACGGCACCUCGGGCGCAGCAGCAGCAGCAGCAGCAGCAGCAGCAGCAGCACCAGGAACCCAACGCCACCUCCUCCACUCCCACAUCAAAUGAUUGCCAAACGCCACAAAUAUUCCCCUGGAUGCGGAAACUGCACAUAAGCCAUGAUAUGACUGGACCUGAUGGGAAAAGGGCCCGAACUGCGUACACCCGCUACCAGACGCUAGAGCUGGAGAAAGAGUUUCACUUCAAUAGGUACCUAACCAGACGGCGGAGGAUAGAGAUAGCCCACGCCCUGUGUCUUUCCGAAAGACAGAUCAAAAUCUGGUUUCAGAACCGCAGGAUGAAGUGGAAGAAGGACAAUAAACUGAAAAGCAUGAGUCUUGUAACAGGAGGCAGCGCCUUCCACAACUGA